This is a messenger RNA of Zophobas morio, 749 nucleotides long. Its product is annotated as phospholipase A2-like. The record is from RefSeq and is a predicted model, not a curated record. Lineage: Eukaryota; Metazoa; Arthropoda; Insecta; Coleoptera; Tenebrionidae. Gene Ontology annotation, biological process: phospholipid metabolic process; arachidonate secretion. Bases 27 to 731 code for a protein of 234 amino acids. The transcript is spliced from 5 exons.
GUGCUGUUUAGUUUUCACUACACAAAAUGUGUCCCGACGACGCCACAACAACAAACAAAGAAGAAAGUUUUUUGAAAAGACGGAUUCGGAUAAAAACCACGUUAAAUAUUUUCUGCAUUGUUAUAUUGAUUGCCAUAGUCACAGCUGUUAUAGUAUUUAUUACCAAAUACCAUGAAGUCAUUGAAAAAUAUCAAAUUGAAGAAAUCAGAUUGGAACCUGACGAAUAUCCACCUAGCAUCAGAGAGGUUUUACGGAACAAUUCUCUAUCUGUGACGGGGAAAAACAAUCUACAAAAUCUAAUAGUACCAGGUACCAAAUGGUGCGGAAAAGGUUCCAUAGCUGUUUCGUACGACGAUCUAGGUGUAGCUCGAGAGGUGGACAUUUGUUGUAGAGCCCACGAUCUUUGUCCAGACAGCAUUGAGCCCGGAGAAACUCGACACGGACUAGAAAAUACAGGAUUUGGCGUUUGGUCACUCUGUGAUUGUGACGAGAAACUUCGCAUGUGUCUAAAAAAUGUCAAUAAUCUUAUUUCCGAUGGUGUUGGAUUUUUGUUUUUCAACGUUCUUGGACCAAAAUGUUUCAAAAAAGAAUAUCCUGUUGUUGGAUGCCACAAAUGCGAAUAUACUACGUAUGCGUAUAAAGAGCGGGACAGAAAGAGAUGCGUGGAGCCCGUGCUUGAUAAAAGCGGUUCUAAAAUAUAUCAGUGUUUUGAUAAUCACCUUUAUUAUUAAUUUGUAAAUAAAUGUUCC